GAUUUAUUAAGGGAAAUAUAAGAUGUUAUUGAAAUAUAGAGAAGUUAAAAGUAGAAAUUAGAGAAUAAGAUUGUAUAAUUGAUUAAGAUAAUUAUAGUUUGAUAGAGAGUGAAAAAGAAGUAAUUGAAUUGAUUUAAGUGGAUUAGAGUUUUUGAUUAAAAAUAAGAAUAUAAAGAGGAGAUGAAAAGUGAGAAUAGUUUAGAUAGAUUUAAGAGAAUGCUUAAAUGAAUGAUUUGAUAGAUGAUGUGUAGACAAGAGCGUUGAAAAUAAUAACAAAAUUUUUGAACAAUUUCAAUAAAGUUCAUUAAUAAUUAUAAUAAUGAGAGUCUGUGUAUGGUUUUUAUGGUGUUGAAAAUAUGAAGUUGAGUUGAGGAAGAGUUCUG
This is a messenger RNA of Paramecium sonneborni, 383 nucleotides long. The record is from the annotation of a GenBank genome assembly. Lineage: Eukaryota; Ciliophora; Oligohymenophorea; Peniculida; Parameciidae.